Amoebophrya sp. A25 is the source of this 669-nucleotide messenger RNA. The record is from the annotation of a GenBank genome assembly. NCBI's taxonomy places the organism in Eukaryota, Dinophyceae, Syndiniales, Amoebophryaceae.
GAUGGCCACAGGACCAUCGCGAAGGAAUGCCCGUGCUGCUGCUGCAUGGAAGAUGAUGGGAGAACUCUUAGAUGGCGAGUACUUUUACUUUUCCAGCACUACAGAACAAAGGGAAGGGAUAAAGUCCUCGACUCGAACAGUAGGAGCGGAGCUUCGUCACUUGAGAGCGUUUUUAGAAGCUUAUGCAGGUGCUGCAAGUAAAAAGACGAUGGAGUUUUAUGCCAGAAGUACUGACUCAGGAGGGGCAGCUGGAUGUAGUUUUAUCGACGGCGUCCUAGCGGCACUGCUUAAUCUGCGGGAGGCGCUUCUUAGCGCAGCGGACGAAAAUUAUGGGAUGCUAGGCGAGCAUGCUGACGAGCGGCCUUUGAAGCGCAGAAAAAGUGCGCCUGACAAAACUGAAUCCGUUCUUCAGAAAUCCAACGACCUCAACACAAGAACAUCUUUGGGAAAAUAUUUGUGGGCUUUUAUUCCUCUACCGCGUAUAUGGGAAACUGUGCUUGAAAAUGGGACAAUGGCGCAGUUGCAAUCACUUCUCGAGAUCGUUUUGGAUGUCAAAGCGAGUAUCAAGCCUUCUCGCAGUACGCAAUCUGAAAGAUCGAAUAACGAAGCACGCAGUGCAAGUUCCUCUCCAUCUUCAGCCUCGAAAGGGAGUGAGAUUUUAUCCACGAC